This is a messenger RNA of Vicia villosa (hairy vetch), 1530 nucleotides long. RefSeq lists its product as uncharacterized. Bases 335 to 1438 code for a protein of 367 amino acids. The transcript has a single exon. NCBI's taxonomy places the organism in Eukaryota, Viridiplantae, Streptophyta, Magnoliopsida, Fabales, Fabaceae. Gene Ontology annotation, molecular function: protein binding. The record is from RefSeq and is a predicted model, not a curated record.
GAUAAAUGAAAGGUAGAAUGAGAAUUUUCACUCAUAUAAUAGAAUAAAACAAAGAUAAUAUUUUUUUUGAUAAGUUUGUCAUUGGUCAAUUAUUAAGAAUUCUUGGUAUUUUAAAGAAAAUUAGUUAGAAUUGUUCUUUAAUUCUUAAAUUUGUUAAUCAUACCUAAUUAACUUUCUGGUAAAAAAAAGAAGAAGUCCAAUUCAUAUGGCUUCUUCUCUAACCUAGGUAUAAAAAGAUUUUACCAGCCCUACCAUAUCCACAAAAGCAAAGUGUAGAUUUUACCAAGGAAUAUUUCUUCUCCUCUACCUACGGAUCUUUUUACAGGUGAUUUUCAUGGAGUCUUCAUCUUCUCUCAAGGAGCUAAAACGUUUGAAACGUGUGAAUAGAGAAGAACUUCCUUGGGAUGCGCUUGUUAUCAUUUGCAAAACCCUAGAUUUUGAGGAUCUUUUUCAGUUUUCUGGUGUUUGCAAGAGUUGGAGGACUUUUCAUAAAUCAAAUAUCUUGUCAUCCAAGGAACCAUUGCUGGUUCGUAUUUUGUUUCGCGGUACUACUUCUAUAUCAUAUUCUUUUAUUACCAUACCUAAUCAAAAAGUUUACGAUUUGAAGAUCAUGAGUAGCUUCCCGCCCACAAAGUUUACCUAUGUUAGGGCUUCUAGCAGAUAUUUCAUCAUGGUCAAUAAUAAUAAUAAUUCAUUUCUUCUAUUCAAUCCGUUUACAAGAAUUAAAAGGGUAAUCAAUGCCACCUUUAGGGUUAAUUCUCGUAGAUUUGAUGAAUACCGAGCCUUGCUUGCUUUUGAGAAAUCCUCGGACGACAAAGAAUUUGUCUUGGUGGUUUUAUGCAUUCGGUCUAGGAGUUUGUAUGUCUAUCAAUCGCGACACUAUCGUUGGGUUACUUAUUCAACCGUAGAACCGGAGAUUGUAACCGACUUUGUGGUUUUCAAUAAUAUAAUAUAUGUGGUCACUAACAAUGCCAAUAUAGGGGUAUUGAACUUGAAUUCCAGAAAUAUUCAAUUUCUAAACCUCGAGAAUAACCCAAAAUAUUAUUCUUCGGAGAUUUUUUGGUUGGUUAAUUGUGACGAGCAACUUUUAAUGUUUGAUUUUUUUCGAAGGUGUGCUUACAAGAUAGACUUGUCGAGCAUGCAUUAUGUUAAGAUGAAAAGUUUGGGCGACAUUGCAUUAUUUUAUGUUUUUCGGAGGAACUGUCAGGCAUUGAGCAACCCCGAGAGAUUUGGGUAUGAGCGCAAUUAUGUGUAUGAAGUUAAUGCUACAAACCAAUGCAUAAUGUACAAUUGGAAUAAUUGGAAUUAUAUAAAGUAUGGUUGGAAUUGGAGUAAUACAAAUACAUACAGACCUCCAGAUUCUAAAACAGACUUUUAUUUUUUUGAUUGGUGUUUCAGACAUUUAAAAUAUGAAGUAGAUUAUUCUUUAGUUGAAUAAUUUAGCUUAGUGUAUUUGUGAUUUCCUUCUUGUUUGGCUUGGUUUGAGAUGAAAACAGUUUGUAAUGGUUAAUGAUUAGCCAGGUAUUUGUA